This is a messenger RNA of Tachysurus fulvidraco (yellow catfish), 1133 nucleotides long. RefSeq names its product C-type lectin domain family 6 member A-like. The transcript has 10 exons. The record is from RefSeq and is a predicted model, not a curated record. Bases 108 to 1076 code for a protein of 322 amino acids. NCBI's taxonomy places the organism in Eukaryota, Metazoa, Chordata, Actinopteri, Siluriformes, Bagridae.
UGAAAUCUAUCGGGUUCCCCUGAAAUUACUCUAGAAAGCAGAAGUCACUCGUUUCAUUUGUAGUGAAACAAUAGUGAGAUUCAGAAGUGCCAUCUGUCUAUGAAGAUAUGAGUUUUGAAUUCUACAAAAUGGACGAUAGUGAAAACUAUCAUUCUCCAAAAGACACAGAGGAUGAUAUUUAUGUGAAUACAGAAGACUGUCGCUCAGAGCUGAAAAACUCAGAUAUCUCUGACCGCACUGAGCUGAAAGACAAGAAGAAACCAGGAAAGAUCUUCAGAUCUGCUUUUGGUCUCCUAAUACUUGGUGUUUUAUUAACACUCUGUGUUGUAGGGAUCCUUUAUCACAAUAAAGUGGUUUCAUAUGAGAUAUUAAGUGAGCAGUAUUCUAAUGUUACUGAAACAUUGAUGACGCAGGAACAUGAAGCCAAGGAGACAGAAAAACUGUAUGAAGCACUGAAGGUGAAGCAUCUGGAAGUUCAGGAAAAUCUCACUGCAUGCAGUGAGACAGAAAAACUGUAUGAAGCACUGAAGGUGAAGCAUCUGGAAGUUCAGGAAAAUCUCACUGCAUGCAGUGAGAUAGAAAAACUGUAUGAAGCACUGAAGGUGAAGCAUCUGCAAGUUCAGGAAGAUCUCGCUGCAUGCAGUGCAAAUAAAAACAUUGGACAAUGUGAGGAAGGAUGGAAGUCUCUUGGUUUAAAGUGUUAUUACUUCUCCAGUUUUAAACUGAACUGGGAACAGAGUAGAGAUUACUGUGUGGAGAAAGGAGGUCACCUGGUUAUUAUAACCAGCCAAACUGAACAGAAUUUUGUGGUUUCACAAAUUGGAGAAACACACUGGAUUGGUUUACAUGACUUGGAGACUGAAGGACAGUGGAUGUGGGUGAACAACAAGCCUUUAAAGGAGACCGGUGUAACAUUCUGGUAUAGCGCUCCCGGGAGACCUGAUGAGCCUGAUAACUGGAAAGAGGAGGACCCUUCUGGAGAGAACUGUGCUGCUCUGGGUCAUGUUAAUGGUGACACAGAUAAAUGGUUUGAUGCUCACUGUGGUGCAAUCAAAAAGUGCAUCUGUGAAAAGUAAAAGACUUUUCUUUUUACUUACAUUUAUGCCUGCAAAUACUCGUUGUUUUUUUUUCAA